GGGGUUAAGCAGAAGUGGCGUGGUGGAAUGGAACUGGGGAAGCUGGGAGACGACUUGGUACGGAGUAUUCUCACGAAGCUUCCAUUCGAUGAAAGAAUCUUCACCGCCGCCUGUGUAUGUCGUCAGUGGUUGAGGGUGGCGCGGGAGCCGGAAUGUUUUCGAGAGAUCGACACGAGGGAGUGGGCGGAGAGGCAAGGGCGUUUGCUACACGACACCAGGUGGCGCAAACCCGUCAUUAUCGGUGGUCGGUCCAUCCCCGCCCGUGCGGAUGCUAUGUUGAAGAAGCUGGGUGAGCUAAGCAGAGGACGGGUGGAGACGUUGAUCCUUCAGUAUUGCACUACGAAGGGGAUGAUGGCUGUUUGUGCUGGGCAGACGAACCUCAGGCGUCUAGAACUUUGGUCUGUGUUCGGUUCCCUUGACGAGCGGCGGAUUGAUCGUUUGCUGAGAUCAUGUCCGCAAUUAGAACACUUGAAGAUUGGUGACGUCACCUUGCCGGACUCUUUUAGUCGAUGGCCCUUUUGCCGACCUCACCCUGACUCCCCGUACUCUCCUCCUCUUGCUGAUCGAAUUCCCUCUUCUCUCCUCAGAAGUGCCGCCUUCGGCGACGAUUCUGUAAUCGACGACAGUCAUUCCGUCGUGUGGAUGGAACCGCCCCCUUGUGAGUGUGUCAAUCCCCUUCCUCCCAUAUUUCGAUCUCCGCAGAUUCAACGUGGGCUCUUGGAUGAAGAAAGUGGCGACGGAUCUGAUGGGCAAGAUGGAGGAGGGGGAAAUGAAGUGGAAAGACAGGGGCGGGGUGGCGCUGAAGGGUCUGGGCCAAGCGGUAAAGGGGGAGGAGGAGGAGGAGGAGGAGGAGAUGAAAUGGAGAGAGAGGAGGGGAGGGGUGAUGGACGCUCGGCGGUGAUCGACGAUGUAGGAGGAGGAGGGGAACAUGAAGAAGAAAGCGAAGAAGGUUCUGGGGGCCAAGAUGAAGAUGGAGGAGGAGGAAAUGCCGUGGACGAAGAUGGGCAGGAUGAUGACCAAGGGUCGGCGGCAAGCCAUGAAGCGGGAGGAGGAGUAGGAGGAGGAGGAGGGGAAGGAAGUGAUGAAGUGCAACGAGAGGAGGGGGUGGGUGAUGAAGGUUCUAGCGCGAGGAGGGAAGAAGAAGCAGGAGGAAAUGAAAUUAUUGAAAGAGAGGGGCGUGGUGAUGAUAUACUAAGGUGUUCGCCUGUCCAUGGAGAAGGAGUAGGAGGAAGAGGAGAAGGCGGAGGAGGAGGAGGAGAGGGAGGAGGAGAAGGAGGAGUAUUAGGAGUAGAAGGAGAAGGAGUAGGAGGAGGAGGAGGACGAGGAGGAGGAGGAGGAGGAGUAGAAGGAGAAGGAGGAGGAGUAGGAGUAGAAGGAGGAGUAGAAGGAGUAGGAGGAGGAGGAGGAGGAGGAGGCGGAGAAGGAGAAGGAGGAGGAGGAGAAGGAGGAGGAGGAGGAGAAGGAGGAGAUGAUGAAGUGGAAAGUGAAGAUGGGUGGGGUGAUGAAGAGGUCGUGAAUGACGGUGGUGGGGACGAGGAGCUUGUUGUGACCGUCUUCUCAGUCUAUGGUAUGUGGCUGUCGCCGCCUGGUCGCCUUGAGAUCCGCUAUCGUCAAUUCUUGCCCAGACCUCCUUCUCCUCCAACCAUUGAGGAUGAAGACGGUUCUACAUCAGAUUCUUCAUCCACCUCAUCUUCAUCUUCAUCGAGCGGCGAAGAGCAGCAGGCCGGUCUCCAGAUGCGGGGAGGUAAUCAUCAGGAAGAGGGGCAAGGCCAUCAUGAUGACGGAGUGGAAUCCGAUCCUGUUGCUACGACGACGGCGGCGGCGGCGGCGGCGGAUGCCUCUGCCGCGCUAGAAGAUGAAGAUGAUAAUGAUUGUGAUGUCUCAUUUGGUGAUCAUGGCGUUGAUGGAUUGUCAGUUCUGAGCAUCGCCAAGAACUGUCCAAAUUUGAAGACGCUUCAUCUCACGUCAGCUCUUGGCAGCGACGACUUCUGGACGCAGACCACGAUGAUGGCCUUAGUCCAAGGAUGCACGGGAUUGACCGAUCUGUGUCUUGCCUGUCUAUUCUUCUACCGCUCGUCCGGAGAUGCCGACCAGCCGGAUUUGAGAGGCUUAGUCCAUCGAACCAGAUUGCAUGAUCUAGACGUAUGGGAUUCCUAUUUCCGUUUCACUCGACGUCGACAGCUGACAUCUCUGUGCGUGAUAGAUAGCGUCUACUUCGGCGACUCUCAGCUAGAGGUGGCAGUGACAGAGUGUUUCGGCUUAACGAAACUCGACGUGAGCGGCACGCGGGUGUCCGACUGGGGGAUCGCUGCAGCGGUGCGGAAUUGCGCUCACCUCCGGAUACUUAGCGCAUCUCGGUGUAGAUACGUCACCGACGAAUCAGUUAGGGUUGUGGCGGCUGCAGCUGGGCGGCAGCUGCGCGAGCUGUGUUUCGACGACACCAGCGUCACACACAACGCCUUGUCUUCUCUUGCCUGCAUGGGAACGCACACUCCAGGACUUGUGAAGCUUCUGCUGUACGGAACCUUCGUCGGAAGAGGAGGAGGAGGAAGAGCAGCAGGAGGAGAAAGAGAAAGAGUCUCUACCUUACCCUCCUUGGAAUCGUUGCCAAGUUUACAGGUCAUUCUUCAGCGUCAUCCCCAUCUGGAGGAGAUGGGUUUGCGCGUCUUCGAUCCGUUGUUAGAUGCCCAUCAAGCGGAGUGCAUGGAGUUGAUGUGGGCACAAGCAGUGGCGGCGCGGAUGAUUGCACAGUCUGAACGCGCAUUCACGCAGCAUGGGGAAGAGGGAUUGCGUAGCAGCAACAAGAGGAACGAUUGUGAGUAUGGCUGCGAGGAUGGCUGGGAGUAUCGUAGCGAGGAUGGUAUAGAUUGGGAGCCUCGUCUUCCCGCCUGGCAGUGCUGUGGUCCUUUCCUGCGUUGCCUCUCUGCAGUGGGUCGGUCCUUACGCCGCCUUCAUCUCUAUUGCGACCCGAGAGCGCUUUUCGGCGACUUCCAGGUGGGGUUUCUCGAUUUCCUCAGCUCCUGCCCCAAUCUAGUCUCUCUCAGAUUGACAGGAUUUGCCCAAGUAAGUGAUGCCAUCGUGUACAGGCUGGGGGAUUUGUGUCCUUUGCUGGACCAUCUCGCCAUAGCUGGUUCUCGAAUACCCUUCUCCAGAGGUAUCGAGCACCUGGCUGUCACAAGCCCCAGACUCAAGUCUUUCGAGUACCGUCCGGACCAUUACAGGGACGUCCUCUUGGACCAAGCAUAUGACCUGGCUGCCUAUAUCAGGAGGUGAAGCUUUUAAUUAGCCUACCGGCUUCCGCCAAGCCAUUGAC
Molecule: messenger RNA, 3313 nt
Organism: Chara braunii
Lineage: Eukaryota; Viridiplantae; Streptophyta; Charophyceae; Charales; Characeae
Source: the annotation of a GenBank genome assembly